CGCGGCCCCGCCCGGCAUCCGACGGGGGUGCGGCUCCAGGAAACCGCGCGCGCCGCUCUGCGUUUGGGGCAGCUGGACUUGCCCCGCGACCCCGAGACCGGCCUGAUUAUCCGGCGACUCCAGCGGCGGCACUGGGCGACCGAGACCUCAGGUCGGAGACCCGGACACCACGGCACGGACGGGGCGAACGGGACGGGUACCACGGAUAGAAGCCCCUGAGGCCAUGGGGACCCCGGCCAGGGCCAGGCCAGGAGUCAUCGGCCAGCGGGAGCCGCGGGCCUGAGAAGGGACGGCAGAAGCAGCUGGGGCCAUGACCUCGGUGUGGAAACGCCUGCAGCGCGUGGGCAAGCGGGCCGCUAAGUUCCAGUUCGUGGCCUGUUACCACGAGCUGGUACUGGAGUGCACCAAGAAAUGGCAGCCGGACAAGCUGGUGGUGGUGUGGACCCGGCGGAACAGACGCAUCUGCUCCAAGGCCCACAGCUGGCAGCCAGGCAUCCAGAACCCAUACCGGGGCACUGUGGUGUGGAUGGUGCCUGAGAAUGUGGACGUCUCCGUGACCCUGUACAGAGAUCCCCAUGUGGACCACUAUGAAGCCAAAGAGUGGACAUUUAUUAUUGAGAAUGAGUCCAAGGGGCAGCGGAAGGUGCUGGCCACAGCUGAGGUGGACCUGGCCCGCCAUGCAGGGCCUGUGCCAGCCCAGGUCCCGCUGCGGCUGCGGCUGAAGCCCAAGUCGGUGAAGGUGGUUCAUGCUGAGCUGAGCCUCACCCUCUCAGGGGUGCUGCUGCGGGAGGGCCGAGCCACGGAUGAUGACAUGCAGAGUUUGGCCAGCCUCAUGAGCGUGAAGCCGAGUGAUGUGGGGAACUUGGAGGACUUUGCCGAAAGUGACGAGGAUGAGGCUAAUGGCCCAGGGGCCCCUGAGGCCCGGGCUCGAGGCCCCCAGCCAGAUUCUUCUCGGGAGCUGAAGACACUUCGUGAAGAGGAUGAGGGCCAAGUAUACCCCAGGCAGGCAGAUGCCAGCCCUACUAAAACUGAGGAUUCCAGCCCAGCCCCUGUGAGUGGCCCUGUGCCCCCGGCCAGGGCCUCCCGGGGCCAGGGGUCAGAACCAACUACAAUAGCCGGGGGCCAGGUGGGGCCCCCAGGAACCCCACCAGAGGCAAGGUCCCCGCGGCAGCCAAGCCAGGACACGGCCCCCACCCCGGCCCCUCGGCCUCGGAAAGGCUCUGAUGCCCCUCAGCCCCCAGUCCUCCAAGAGGGGAACCAGGUCCCCAGUGCCAAUGCCUCAGAGGCUCCCCCAGCAGGAGCGGGUUCUUCGGGGGAGACCCAGGCCUGGACAAGCCCCCAGGAAGGGGCAGAAGCCCAGGGAGGCAGGCCUGGCUUGGACACUGAGGCUAUGGACUCCAAAGCCACCUGGGGAGGGCAGAGGCCCAAAGCUGGAGAGGGGGAGAUUGGGGACAGGCCAGAGGCGGGUAGGGCGGACAGCCAGCGAGGGGCAGGAGUCGGAGAGGUGAGUGCCAAGAGGUCAGGGCACACGGCUGGAGAGACUCCAGAGAGUCCGGAACAUAGUGACUUUGAGGCUGAGCAGAGACGUGUGGUGAGACAUGUGGCCGCUACGGGACCAGAGGCUGCAGGGCUUCUGCCUGAGGCAAGAUUCAGGGUGACUCCUGAGGCACCUCCAAGGGGCUCUCAGGGGAAGAUGGGAGGCAGGGUGCAGGAAGAGGGUCCCACAAGCCUGAGCUCAUCUUCAGCAGAGCCUGCAGGGUAUUCUGGGUAUCUCAGUGAUCACAGCGGGGCUGGGGACGCUGCAGGCCAGGAGAGAAAGGAUGCGGAGAUAAGGGACAGAGCCCCUGGUAUUGAGAGCACAGGCCUGGAGCAGGGCCUUUCUGCUGGAUCAGCAAGCACCGGGCCCCAGGUGAGCAGGUCUCAAGGGGCCCUAACCUCAGCUGAGCAGGGGGCAAGACCUAGGGAUCUGAAGAUCUGGGAGGCAGAAGCUGAGGAGUCAGGAGUCCUGGAAGCAGAGACUGAACAGGCAGAGUGGGAGGUACUGGGUACCCAGGGGAGAGAAGCAGGGGGAUCAGGGGUCUCAGAGAUAGAGACGAGGCCAGCAGACACUGAGAUAUUGGGGGCCUGGGAGACAGAGACAGCAAGAUCAGGGCUCUUGGAGUCAGAGGCUGCUAGGCCAGCGGGUUUGGAGGUACCGGGGGCCCAGGAGACAGGGGUUCCAGGGAUGGUGGGAAAAGAGACUGAGAUAGCAGGCUCUGAAGUAUUGGGGACCCAGAAAAUAGAAGCUGGGGAUUCAGAAGUUCUGAGGACAAAGACUAGGGCAGUAGAGAUUGAGAUAUUGGGGGCCAAGAAGACAAAGGUGGGAGGUUCUAGGGUACCAGAGAUAGAGGGUGGGGAGGCAGAGGCUGAAAUACCGGGGACCCAGGAUAUAGCAGCUGAGGGGUCAGAGGUUCCAGGGGUAGAAGCUGAGAUGGCAGAGUGUGAGAUGUUGGGGGCCCAGGAGACAGAGGAAGGGGUUCCAAGGAUGCCAGGGACAGAGGCUGGAAUGGCAGAGUCUGAAGUACUGGAGAUCCAGAAAAUAGAGGGUGAGAGUUCAGAAGUUCUGGGGACAAAGACUAGGAUAUUAGAGUCUGAGAUAUUGGGGACUCAGGGGGUAUCUGAGGGUCCCACAGUUGUGCAGAUAGAAGCUGAGACAGUGGGGGCCCAAAAUGUGGAGGUGGGAGGUUGUGGGGUACCAGAGACCAAGGCUGGGAAGGAAGAGGCUGAUGACAUAUUGGAAACACGAGGGACAACAACUGAGGACUCAGGGGCUCCAGGGAUAGAAGCUCAGGUGGCGGAGUCUGAGAUACUGGGGAGCCAUAAGACAAAGGUGGUGGUUUUGGAGAUCCCAGAGGUAGAGACCGGAACAGAAGCUGAGGAGUCUAGGACCCUGGAGAUAGAGGUAGGAACUUCAGAGGUUUCAGCGAUAGAAACUGAGGUAGCAGAAACUGAGAUAGUGGGGACUCAGCAGAUAGUAGGGGGUUUAGGGGUCCCAGGGAUAGAAGCUGAGAAAGCAGAGUUGGAGAGAUCAGAGCCCCAAGUGACGAAGAUGGAGACCAGGAUAGCACAAGCUGAGAUACUGAGGACCCAAGAGAUAGCAACUAGGAGUUCAGGGGUCUCAGGGCCAGAGGCUGAGGUAGUUUGGACCCAGCAGACAGAAACUGCAGUUUCAGAGUUUGAGGAGGCAAAAGUUGAGACUCUGGGGGUCCAGGAAGCAGAGACUAGAGUUGGGGAAGCUCUCAGUCACGAGGCUUUAAAGGUCCCAGUCGCAGAGCAAAGAGUUUUAGGAUCCCAGGAAUUAGAGCCAGAGGUUUCAGGACUACAAGGAGCAGAGAUUAAAGUUUUGAGGGUCCAGGGAGCAGAAGCUAGGGUUUUGGGGGUGUCAGAGGCCAGAUCUGGGGUUUGGGGGACCCAGGAAACAGAAAUAGCAGUUUUGGGGCCUAUAGAGAAUAAAUCUGGUAUUUUUGAGGCCCAGGAAGCAGAGCCUGAGGUCUUGGGAAGCGAGAAGGGGAAAGAAGCCCAGGGAGGCGUCCCAGAGGCUGGCCUGACUGAGGCACAGGUGGCCAGUGGGGCAGGGGCUGGGGUGCCCAGGCGCUCGGGGGCCACUUCCCCAGAGGAGCCUGAAGAGGACAGGAGGCUGCCGGGCAGCCAGGCACCACCUACCCUGGUCAACUCCAGCCAGUCCCUACUGGAGUGGUGCCAGGAGGUCACCACUGGCUACCGGGGUGUCCGAAUCACCAACUUCACCACAUCCUGGCGCAAUGGCCUGGCCUUCUGUGCCAUCCUGCACCGAUUCUAUCCGGACAAGAUUGACUAUGCCUCCCUUGACCCGCUCAACAUCAAACAGAACAACAAGCAGGCCUUCGAUGGUUUCGCAGCCCUGGGCGUGUCGCGGCUGCUGGAGCCCGCGGACAUGGUGCUGCUGGCGGUUCCCGACAAACUCAUCGUCAUGACAUACCUAUGCCAGAUCCGCGCUUUCUGCACCGGCCAGGAGCUGCAGCUUGUGCAGCUGAAGGGCGGCGAUGGCAGGGGCAUGUACCGUGUGGGCAGCGCCACACCAAGCCUGCCCGACGAGCUGGAUGCCGGCGACCUGGCCCAGCGGCUUCGUGAGCAUGGGGCCGAAGUGCCCAAGGAGGCAGUGAGCCGUGCGGACCCCAUCGUGGAGUUCGUGGCCGCAGGCUGUGCCCCCAAGGACGCCGCCGCCAAGGCUGUCGGGGAAGCGAGUCCCCCAGGGGUCCCGGCUGAUGUCCCCGUGGCCCCUGCACCCGUAGCCCCAGUUCCCCCAGCGGAGGGGCUGGUGAAUGGGGCCGGGGCGACUGCGGGCGGGGGCGGGGGCGGCGUGAGACUGCCACGGCCAUCAGUCAACGGCGAGGCUGGACCGGUGCCACCACCUCGUGCGCACGGUUCCUUCUCCCAUGUGCGGGACGCCGAUCUGCUGAAGAAGAGGCGCUCCAGGCUGCGCAGCAGCAGCUCCUUCUCCGUGGAUGAACCCGAUGCGGGAGCCUCGGCCACAGAUGGCUGGAGCAGCACCUGUCAAGGCAGCCAGUCUGUCAGCCAAGCCCAAAGCCGGAGGCCCGCAGCGCUGACAAUCCCAGAAGCCCUGAGCCCCGAGCCCAGCCCUGCCCCCGGCCCACCCACAGCUCAGGCCCCAGGGCAGCCUCCUGGUGGGAGCUCCCCAUUGGAAGAGCCACCCCCAAGUCCAGGGGAGGAGGCUGGAUUGCAACGGUUCCAGGACACAAGUCAGUACGUGUGUGCAGAGCUGCAGGCCCUGGAACAGGAGCAGAGGCAGAUAGAUGACCGGGCGGCUGAGGUGGAGACACAGCUGAGAAGCCUCAUGGAGUCAGGUGCCAACCGGCUGCAGGAGGAGGUUCUGAUCCAGGAAUGGUUCACACUGGUCAACAAGAAGAACGCUCUCAUCCGGAGGCAGGACCAACUGCAGCUGCUCAUAGAGGAGCAGGAUUUGGAGCGCAGGUUUGAGCUGCUGAGCCGGGAGCUGCGGGCCAUGCUGGCCAUUGAAGACUGGCAGAAAACGGCCACACAGCAGCACCGAGAACAGCUACUGCUGGAGGAGCUGGUGUCACUGGUGAACCAGCGUGAUGAGCUGGUCCGAGACCUGGACAAAAAGGAGCGGAUUGCCCUGGAGGAGGAUGAGCGCCUGGCGCGUGGUCUGGAGCAGCGGCGCCGUAAGCUGAGCCGGCAGCUGAGCCGGCGCGAACGCUGCGUGCUGAGCUGAGCCUGCCUCAGCCACAGCCUCUGCCUCAGCCUCACCUGCCUCUGGCCCAGCCCACAGCAUUGCCUGUCUCUGGCGCCCACUUGCUUCCCCGGGGCCUGCGCUGCAGAGGACCUGGCCUUGGGGAUGCCUUCACUAGGUUGCCUGUAUUUAUUUGUCUGUAUGAGUGAGUGAGUGAGAGAGAGAGAGAGAGAGAGAGAGAGAGAGAGAGAGAGAGAGUGUGUGUGUGUGUGUGUGUGUGUGUGUGUGCGCGUGCGCUCGGCAGGACCCUUCUCCAGUGCUGGGCCCAGCUGGCUGCCCGGGCUGAGGGAGACUGUGGGCAGUGUGGGGAACAGCCCGUACCCUCCCCUUCCUGUUCCUCACCAGCCAUAAAGUUGGACAAGGACACAGCA
Messenger RNA from Chinchilla lanigera (long-tailed chinchilla), 5661 nucleotides. It is a transcript of the gene Ehbp1l1, whose product is annotated as EH domain binding protein 1-like 1. The record is from RefSeq and is a predicted model, not a curated record. Gene Ontology annotation, molecular function: protein binding. NCBI's taxonomy places the organism in Eukaryota, Metazoa, Chordata, Mammalia, Rodentia, Chinchillidae.